Lycium ferocissimum is the source of this 1025-nucleotide messenger RNA. RefSeq names its product basic endochitinase-like. Bases 45 to 839 code for a protein of 264 amino acids. The record is from RefSeq and is a predicted model, not a curated record. NCBI's taxonomy places the organism in Eukaryota, Viridiplantae, Streptophyta, Magnoliopsida, Solanales, Solanaceae. Gene Ontology annotation, biological process: defense response to fungus; carbohydrate metabolic process; chitin catabolic process. Gene Ontology annotation, molecular function: chitinase activity. The transcript has 3 exons.
ACUCUCAAAUCACACAGCUUGGUAUAAAUUUAAUUAAGAACAAAAUGAAGUUUUGGGCAGUGGUUUUGUUUAGUGUCUUGUCUCUAACAGGAGCAUUGGCACAAGAUGUUGGUGCUCUUGUUAGUAAAGACAUGUUUGAGAAAAUGUUAUUGCAUCGCAACGAUGCGAAUUGUCAAGCCAAAGGAUUCUAUACUUAUGAUGCUUUUAUAGCAGCUGCGAGGUCCUUUGGAGCUUUUGGAACUACUGGAGACACCAACACUCGAAAGAAGGAAAUUGCUGCAUUUUUGGCUCAAACUUCUCAUGAAACUACUGGGGGGUGGGCAACAGCUCCGGAUGGUCCAUAUUCAUGGGGAUACUGCUUCAAGCAAGAACAAGGCAACCCUCCAGAUUACUGCGUCGCAAAUCAACAGUGGCCUUGUGCUCCUGGUAAAAAAUACUUUGGUCGAGGUCCCAUCCAAAUAUCCUACAACUACAACUAUGGACCAGCAGGAAAAGCCAUAGGAGUGGAUUUGUUGAAGAAUCCAGAUGCUGUUGCAAAUGACCCAGUGGUUUCAUUCAAGACAGCUGUGUGGUUCUGGAUGACACCCCAACAACCAAAGCCAUCGGCACACGAUGUGAUUACUGGUACAUGGAAACCAUCAGGAGCUGAUUCAUCUGCUGGUCGUGUCCCUGGCUAUGGUUUAAUCACCAACAUUAUCAAUGGAGGAAUUGAAUGUGGAAAAGGUUCUAAUCAAAAUAUGGAGAAUAGAAUUGGGUUUUACAGGAGAUACUGUCAGAUUCUUGGAGUCGAUCCUGGCAACAACUUGGACUGUGGUAAACAAAGGCCUUUUGGGCAGUAGACGCCUUAAAUAAAGUCUGCUAAGUUAGUCGUCUAAUUUAGACUGGAAAAGUUGCUACCAAAUAUGUGUGUGUGUACUUUCGUGUUCCAUAAUGAGGCGUAAAUAAAGUUUGGUUCAUCCAAACUAAGAUCUCUGCCUAUCUAUGUAUACGUUAUACAGUGAUUAAUAUACCAGUGCUUUGUGUUA